Messenger RNA from Aedes aegypti (yellow fever mosquito), 4881 nucleotides. RefSeq lists its product as uncharacterized. The record is from RefSeq and is a predicted model, not a curated record. Bases 2066 to 3544 code for a protein of 492 amino acids. Gene Ontology annotation, biological process: positive regulation of fibroblast growth factor receptor signaling pathway; signal transduction; positive regulation of epidermal growth factor receptor signaling pathway. The transcript is spliced from 5 exons. Lineage: Eukaryota; Metazoa; Arthropoda; Insecta; Diptera; Culicidae.
GUUUUCCCAAGUUGUUUAUUUUGUUUAUACAAGAAGUUUAAAAUUCAAUAAUGUUGUUCACGGUUUUAAAAGUACUGUUAAGAAUUUAUGUUUUCUGCGAUCUUUAUGAUAGCCUUAAUAAAUGUUUUACGAAUAAUGUAGAAAAAAAAAACUUUUUAAAUUAAUAGUGCAUGUUAAUUUUUUGACUAUUAUCCGCUUUGGCAUCAAUUUACGCAGGUAUGAUUAUUUGGAUGCAACCGGAAUUGCUUCUUGGGACACCUUACAUUUUAUCCAUAUGGCACACCGACGACGACCACGGUAAUCGCGCAUCGCAUUUCGUUCUGCUGGCAUAUUCCAUCGCUUCAUCCAUCGCCACCCGCACCCCUUAAGCCGACCCUAUAGGAGAAGUGGCACGUAGGUUGCUGGCAAACAUCAAUCUUCCUGCUUUCGUCCAAAGGUAGGUAGCUGCUCCCAUAUUUGCUUGCUAAUGCCAAUCUUGUCCGAGACGCAACGACGAUGGAUGACUCGGCUCGGCUCAGUUUGUUGCAGGCUGGUAAACAGAAACACUGUCUGUCCGGUUCCAGUGAGUGCUUCCACCGAUGCUCAGCGGUGCGUGCCAUCCCUGUGCAAUCUCGUGUUUUGGCGGCAUCAGCAGAGACAGACCUGUCCAGCAAAAUACGUCCAGGUACCGAGUUGGUAGGCAGCAGUGUAGACUCAUUUGCACUGGAGUUAUGCGCCCAUAACUGUCUGCCCUCUGUCAACUUCGUCCCCAAGAGGUGAAAUAGGCAGGGGUGGAAAUAGUUAGCGUCAGUCCAGACAAGACAGGGGACUUCAAUCGCGAGAGAGAAUGUGGUGAUCGAGCUCAGUGAUUUUCUCUCUCUCGUUUCGUAUGGGCGUCGUCGACGUCGUUUGACGCGCUCCGCUUUGUGUCGCUGUUCGUAUCAGUCGAUCAAGAGCGGAAAUCGAUCAACAGAGAGCAUGUGGCAGUCAGUCGAAGGGAAUGCACGAGAGAAUAAGGUCGGAGGCGUCGGUGCGCUUAAGUCUAUCGCUUGGGGACUUUAAGUCAGUCCAGCUUAAACCGUGCUCGUGAGUGGAAGUGAUUUUUGCGGCGUAGAGAUUCAGAUUAGUCGGUGAUUUUGUAUUGUGGUUACGGGGACCGAUAUUGUUGACAGAAGUGUAUAGGGGCUACCUUACGAUGACGACGUCCGGUCGGUUGUUGUUGAACAGCGUCAGCAUUGUUCGGUAUUUUGUAUAACUAUUACGGGGGGCAGACAGCAAGAAGACAACGAAGAAGCGAGCUGAUAGUGUUUGGUCACUGUUUCGAUUAGCUAGUGACUGAGUACAACUGUUGUAUUAUUGGAAACAGAACUUGGUCGUCUCGGUUCUGGCGGAUGAAUGGCGGCAUCGUUAUCAGCAGUUGUGGUAUUGUGAUUUUUUUUUGCGUAAAUAAGCAAGGAGGAAAAGUGGCUCUGAAGCACUAUUUUUGGAUUAAAACAGUGAGUGGUAUUGUAAUUGGUGGAAUGCCAUGUCUGUUUGAAAUGAAGCAGAGCAUAAUUGCUUGAUAAGUGAGACAAGCGUGGAGCCGUUGGCGGGCUCUGAUGAUUGGGAGAGUGAGUUGGAAACGAAGUUUCUUUGAAGAAAAAUUGUUGAGGCCAGCAAGAAAGUGAAUGAGAUAAUGCACCAGAAAUAAUUGGCCUGUGAAAAUAAAAAUUGGUGUUCCCCAGAAGAGAUCCGAGAAAAGUCGCGAAAACAGUCUUCUUUGACAGUCGAAGAGCGAGAGUGCAAUCAAAGCGUAAAUUGAGCGAAACCAAACAGCAAACCGACGACUGAAAGCAAAACAAAGUGAAAAAAGUUGGGCAAUUUUUUCGGAAGAAGUUGUGCUUGGUGUUAUGAAUAGUGGGCUAAUUUCGGAAGCCGGUCAGAAAAUGAUUCAAUGAACAAAUUGGUUGCUGAUUGCUGACGAAAGGAGACGAAAGCAUCGAACAAUUAUAGAAAAGAGACACAGCGAAGCAGUGGUUAAGGCAGGAGCGACCUUUUGGAUUAAAUACAUUUGCAAUCGGAUUGAAUUGAUCGACAGCACCCAAAGAUGCUGAAACACGUGCAGAUCUCGCCGAUGCGCAGCCGGGCCGAUUCGCUCUCGAUGCGGUCGUCGACCUCGUGUGCCUCGUCCCUGUGCGGAAGUCCUGAACCGCCGAACGAUCAGCUGCGAAGUCACUCGCGGGCGUCCAGCUAUUCUAGCCUGAACGAAACCAUUCCACAGACCACCAUCAAAAUCUAUACGGCGUGCCUGCGCCAGGACAUCGAGUACAAAACGCUCGGCAUUUCGUACGACGCCACCAGCAAGAGCGUCGUUCAGCAGCUGCUCCGAAGAUGUAAAAUGCGACAUCGCGAUCCGCGGCUGUUUUAUCUGACGAUGGAGGUGACCGUGCGGAGGCCGGGCGUCAAAUCGCUGCUGGAGUUGGACGACGAAGCAAGGCCGGCCCUGCUACAGGCUUGCCACCCGAAGGGGGACUCCAGAUUUUGUCUCCAGCAAAAACCUGGCGGUCUGAUCCGAGUGCACACCUCGGCUCUGCAGCCCAACUCCCAGUACAAAUCGCUGCUCAUUUCAGAAGAAACCACCUCCGAUGAGCUACUUUCCCUUCUCCUGUCCUGCUACAACUCCAUUGAACCGGUCGAACAGUUCAGCCUGUACGAAGUUUGCCCCGGCCAGGAAUACCAACGAAAGCUCCACCCGGACGACCUUCCGCUCAAAACUCAGCUCCAACGCCAGCAAAAGAACGAAAUCAUGCACUUUCUGGUGCGCCGAAACCCGAACUAUCCGCGAAGACGCCAAAUGUUGGCGCCGAUUUCCGAAGCCAAACACUUCAUCAUCGGACCCGGCUCGUUGACACACCACAGGCUUUCACUACAUUCGACUACCUUCCCGCUUAGCGCCGUAACCACCCCGACCAAUACGCUCAUUUCGGACAUUGUGGACGGAGUUUCCUCGCUGAACAACUUGAAGGAGGCGAAGAGCUUGGCACUGCGGGAAUCGUGUUUGUCUUCGUCUUCUUCGUCCUCAUCCUGCUCCUCAUCAUCUUCGUCCUGCUCGAGUUCGAGCAGCUCCAGUAGUUCCAGCAGUCGAGCUAGCGAAGACAACAACAACGAUGAGCGAAGUUGUUGUCUUCAGUGCAAGUCUGGCGGAAGUGGAAGCGUUGAUCAGGAUUGUGACCAGUGUCAACGGAGAUCGGUAGACGUAGUUGACGGCCCCGCUGUCAAAGCCCGCAACGUAGAUCGAUGUCAACAGGCUCCGCCUCGACCUUCAAAAGCUUCGCUCCUACCAUCCUCCCUCCUGAUCGCCCCAAGUGUACCUUCCUACAAUCCGGUCUACAACAUCCGAGAAAUUCGAACCGUCUGUAAUUCGUUUUCGUCGCUCGGAAUCGACAAGAAACUGGUGGACAUCGAAAGGAUCGACAACCGAACGAGCAGUGCCAGCAUGACCGGUAACGUGACGAGAAGCACCGUGGUGAAGGAAGCCGUUAAUACCGAUCCCAUGAAGGGGGUGGGGAACUUCAUCUACAUUUAAGUGCGAACAACGAGCCAUCUGCACGAGAUAUAGAGUUAUAGUGAAUUCGAACGGCACCGAAGGCAACAGAGUUUGCGAAUAUGUUUUGUUUCGUCCACUAGUCACAGUUAUUAAUGUUAUUAAAUCGAUUUUAUUUGAUGUUUCUCAUAUUUUUUUCUUGUGCUGCUUCUUAAUAAUAGCGAUCAAUCAAAGAGUGAUAGUUUUCACAAGUCGAGAAAAAAUUUCCGCAGCAAUAUUUACAUACAAUGUGCGAUUAUUCCCUCCUAGGUAUGAGAUGUUUGAGUAACAAUCUCGUUUAGAUAGUUUGAAAAAAUAACAAAAAACUGUCCAAAAUUCACAGUUUAAUUUCGAAGCCUGUAAUGUCAUAGAGAAUGUCGAAUGAGAUUCACAAUUAUCGAAUGAUAUCUCUUAUGUGUUAAGUGAAAUGAUAAUUUUGUGCAUCAAAUGAUACUUCAGUAUAGUUUCCUACAAUAUCGACUGAAGCUCAGAUUUAAUUCCAAUAACGUAAUUUGAAUAUUUGAACGAGAUCCAACCAAACAAGCUGAUACCGAAUCAGAACUCAUCCAAAAAACGAGCAACCCAAGUGUAAAAUAAACAGAACAAAGCGAGUAAUUGAAGCCAAAAACUGAAUCAGAAAACUCCUCAGACAAUCGACAAAGAAGAUGUUUUAUUAUUUUUCCCCAAUCAGUGUAUUUGCAUUCACCUGCUCCCUAGCUAGGUAUAUAAAUCUCACACUGAACGUGAAGCGGUUGUGCGAACAGCAUAGCCAAUACUGUAAAGUAAUUUAAGCUAUACUUAAAGUCUAUAUUUGGAAACGAGCGCUCCAUGCCAAAGAAUCGUAUAGUAGCUUGUAAGAUAACAUCUCCGGCAACCGAACAGAACUCCAAUAUCCCUUCACUCCCCAUAAACUCAUUGUUAUUCUUAAGGCUAUGAUGAGCACGUGCAUCAUCGAACGAGAAUCGAAUGCAUCAGUUGUACCAAAAAUCAUAUUCACAGACUUCGCUUGCAUCCCACUGAGUAGGAAAGGAAAGGAUAGUCAAUCAAACAGCAUACAGUUAUUAUUAUACACGAAUAGUCAGUUCCAUUCUUCAACCGAAUUAUUAAAAACAAUGUAUACAGAAACGACUCGAAGAAGAUAUUAAUAUUGACCCCCCGAGAUGGAUGUGUUUCUCCCAAAAAACGAGCACGUCCAUCGAUACACUCGAGAGGAGUUCGCCAAAUCCCGUUGCGAUCAGUUGAUUCCAAUCGGCAAGGAUGUGGUCGAACAGUCUCUGCAACAUCUCUCUGUAUCCAUUAUUAUCGAAAAAUAUACGAAAAUGAUUUGAGUGAAAAUUUAA